AUACAACAUAAUAUCAUUUUUAUUAAUUCUUAAAAUAUCUCCAGGAUUUAACAUUUUAUCAAUAUGUUUCAUGAUGGUUUGAAAACAACCUGAUACGCAGCUGUCGAUAUGAUGUUUAUAUCUAUGCUAUAAAUUGCUUGUUUUAGGCUAAUUUUGUUUCUGUUUAUUUGUAUGUAAAUAUAGAAACACGUGUUGUGGUUGUUAAUAGUGUUCGUAACUUUUUUGUGUUUAUAUGUAGCAGUAUCAAUAUGGAUAACAGUGAAUCAAACGAGAAACAAAUUAUGUUGGAUCAGACACCUGUUUGUGUGAUACUGAAAUCGGAGAACAAUAAUGGAUUUGGUUCAGCAGUGGCCAAAAUUCAGCGGGACGGCAGCAACGACUCGGCCCUUCUUCAGCCGAACGACAUGCACGAAAUGCCCACGCAAAAAGGAUUUUCCUCGAAGAUGGGGGUAUUGCAUCAGUGUUACGUAACUGGGGCGGUUUUGCUGCUUGCUGCAGCUUGUGGUAUGCCAAUUGGUUAUUCGGCCGUUUUGCUGCCGCAACUUCAAGAAAGGAAUGACUCAUUGGCAACAGAUGCCGACAUGGGCUCCUGGAUUGCAUCUGUGCAUUCUCUGGCGUCUCCAGUUGGGUCAUUUCUUUCGGGUUCUCUGAUGGACCGUUGUGGUCGUCUGAGGGCAUUGCAGAUCUCGGUCGCUCCACUCAUAGGCGGCUGGGUCUUGCUCGGAUGCGCUCCUUCGCAUGCAGUUUUACUGGCCGGUAGGCUUGUGGCUGGAUUUGCUGUCGGGCUGAUGGCACCACCAUCACAGGUGUUUCUCGGCGAAAUAUCAGAACCCCGGCUAAGGGGGACGUUGAUCGGAGCCCCAUUUGUGUCAUAUUCUCUUGGAAUUCUCCUGGUCUAUGCCCUGGGCAGCUCCUUACAUUGGAGGGCCGUAGCUGGUGCAGCAACUGUGCUGCCAGCGCUCGCCUUGCUGGCGAUGUGUUUGAUGCCCGAAAGUCCAGUCUGGCUCGUUAGGAAAGAAAAGCGAAAGCGCGCCGAAAAAGCUUUACUAUGGCUUCGAGGUGACGAGAAACUGGUGUUCCUCGGCGAAAUAUCAGAACCCCGGCUAAGGGGGACGUUGAUCGGAGCCCCAUUUGUGUCAUAUUCUCUUGGAAUUCUUCUGGUAUAUGCCCUGGGCAGCUCCUUACAUUGGAGGGCCGUAGCUGGUGCUGCAACCGUCUUGCCAGCGCUCGCCUUGCUGGCGAUGUGUUUGAUGCCCGAAAGUCCAGUCUGGCUCGUUAGGAAGGAAAAGCGAAAGCGCGCCGAAAAAGCUUUGCUGUGGCUUCGAGGUGACGAGAAACUGUUCAUUAGAAAUUCAAACUCACCUACAACAGUAAAAUAG
This is a messenger RNA of Ctenocephalides felis (cat flea), 1379 nucleotides long. RefSeq names its product facilitated trehalose transporter Tret1-like. NCBI's taxonomy places the organism in Eukaryota, Metazoa, Arthropoda, Insecta, Siphonaptera, Pulicidae. Gene Ontology annotation, cellular component: membrane. The record is from RefSeq and is a predicted model, not a curated record. The transcript is spliced from 7 exons. Gene Ontology annotation, molecular function: transmembrane transporter activity. Gene Ontology annotation, biological process: transmembrane transport. The coding region runs from base 249 to 1379 and encodes 376 amino acids.